CUCCAUUAGCAAUGCUCCGUUCAAUUGCCAUCUUGGCUUCGCUCCUCUUGGCGAUCAGUGCUGAGCCCACAAUCCUCCAGUCGCCACGUGUCACCAAUUGGGGGGAAUGGACUGGAAAGAGAUGUCCUUCUGGCCAAUUUGUUCGUGGACUCAGGGUCAAGUACGACAAUGCCCAAUAUUUCAGCGAUCAGACCGGUAUCAAUGCAAUUGAGCUUGUUUGCCAUAAUCGCUCUGAUCAGGUUGACACAUACCUCAAGAGUGGUGAAGGCCCACAUGGAGACUGGCUAGAACUCCAGUACUGCCCUGAAGGAGAAUAUGGUGUUGGUUUUGCGAUUCGAUCAGCAGGGCCUCUACGCGGUAGAUUUGAUGAUUACGGUGUAGUAAAUUUUCAACUAUAUUGUGGUCAACCGAACGGAAAAAGAAACUCGUGGCACCGACUUACAGGAGUUACAUUCCUAAAUUAUCAAAAAGGGGAGUGGAGCAGCAAUCAGUACUGUCAAUCUGGAAAAGUUGUGUGUGGAAUCAAUACGCAAAUCGAAACGGAUCAGGGUUGGUUCGGUGAUGACACGGGUCUCAACAACGCGGAUUUGUGGUGCUGUGACUUCUAACUUGCAUUUAUUGUGUGUGUGUGUGUGUGUGUGUAAUAAAAUUGUGUUUUU
Molecule: messenger RNA, 659 nt
Organism: Caenorhabditis elegans
Lineage: Eukaryota; Metazoa; Nematoda; Chromadorea; Rhabditida; Rhabditidae
Gene: Y54E2A.9
Product: Vitelline membrane outer layer protein 1 homolog
Exons: 2
Coding region: 12-608 (198 amino acids)
Source: RefSeq, marked reviewed